GGCCGCCAUACCGGGUUCGGUGAGAAAAAAAUAGUACUUCUGCUGCCAUUUGAGGGAAAGGUUGGGUCAGUGCUCACAGUCCUCCGAAUUAAAUAGAGAAUAGUCUGCUCAGAUAAACAAACAUGAUGCUGCUUCGUAAGGUGAGCCAAUCUGCCCUCAAUGGCACUGUUUUGAGGAUUCCUUCGGCGCUCUCGGGAGGUCAACGCCAGACUGCCGUCGCUGUUCUCAACAACCGUCUCUACGCGACCCAAUCUGUCCAGGCCGUGUUGGAGAAGCCUGCAGCAGUUGCUGCCAAUACUGCUACUUCAGCAGAGAAGACAGCACCCGCAGAAUCCCAAUCAUUUGCUGUAAACAUGUUCAAGGGACAGAUUGCGACAGCUCAGGUCUUUCCCUACCCAUCAGUUCUGAAUGAGGAGCAGGAGCAGUUUCUUCGGGAGCUUGUCCCCCCAGUCUGCAAGUUCUUUCAGGAAGUAAAUGAUCCAGCUAAGAACGACGCUUUGGAGAAGGUAGAAGAUCACACCAUGGAGGGCUUGAAAGAAAUGGGUGCCUUUGGCCUGCAGGUGCCAUCCGAACUUUGUGGCCUCGGCCUGUCCAACACUCAGUAUGCUCGCCUAGUGGAGAUCGUUGGAAGCCAUGACUUGGGUGUUGGAAUCACACUUGGUGCCCACCAGUCCAUUGGUUUCAAGGGCAUUCUGCUUUUUGGGAACCCAGCUCAGAAGGAGAAGUACCUGCCAAAACUAGCCACAGGGGAAACCAUUGCUGCUUUUUGCCUUACGGAGCCAGCCAGUGGCUCAGAUGCUGCCUCUAUCAAAACUACUGCAGUUCCGUCACCAUGCGGGAAGUUCUUCACUCUCAAUGGAAGCAAGAUCUGGAUUAGUAACGGUGGUCUGGCUGAGAUAUUCACGGUUUUUGCAAAGACACCCAUGAAGGACCCGAGGACUGGAGAGAUGAAGGACAAGAUCACGGCGUUUGUUGUGGAGAGAAGCUUUGGAGGAGUGACAAGUGGCCCUCCAGAGAAGAAGAUGGGGAUCAAGGCAUCCAACACUGCUGAGGUCUACUUUGAUAACGUCCGUGUGCCAGCCGAUUGUGUGCUGGGUGAAGUGGGAGAGGGAUUCAAGGUGGCCAUGAACAUCUUGAAUAAUGGACGGUUCGGCAUGGCAGCAGCUCUCUCUGGCACCAUGAAGGGGGCCAUCUCUAAGGCUGUGGAUCAUGCAGCCAACAGAACUCAGUUUGGCAACAAGAUCCACAACUAUGGUGUCAUCCAGGAGAAGCUGUCUCGUAUGGCUAUGCUGCAUUAUGUGACUGAGUCAAUGGCCUAUAUGAUCAGCGGCAACAUGGACAGUGGAGCAACUGAGUUCCAGAUUGAAGCCGCCAUCAGCAAGAUAUUUGCCUCUGAAGCGGCAUGGCUGGUGACUGACGAGUGCAUCCAGGUGAUGGGUGGCAUGGGAUUCAUGAAGGACGCUGGAGUGGAACGAGUGAUGAGAGAUCUGAGAAUCUUCCGUAUUUUUGAGGGCACAAACGACAUCCUCAGGCUUUUUGUAGCACUCAACGGCUUCCAGAAUGCUGGUAACCAACUGAAAGGUUUGCAGAAGGCUCUGAAGAACCCACUGGGCAACGCAGGGUUGCUGGCAGGAGAGCUCAGCAAGAGAGCCAAGAGAAAGGCAGGCAUGAGCACUGGUCUGACCCUGCAAGGCAGUGUGCACCCUGACUUGGCACAGAGCGGUGAUCUCGCAGUAAAAGCCAUUGAACAGUUUGGAGGAGUCGUGGAAGAGCUUCUGAUCAAACACGGCAAGAAGAUCAUUGAUGAGCAGUUUGUCUUGAAGAGAGUUGCCGACUGUGCCAUUGACCUGUACGCCAUGGUUGUUGUUCUGUCCAGGGCUUCACGCUCCUUGAGUCGCGGUCACCCCUCAGCUCAGCAUGAAAAGAUGCUGUGUGAGACCUGGUGUGUGGAGGCACACCAGAGGGUCAUGCAGGAGGUCAAAGUUCUGCGCUCGGGUCAGUCCAAGCACCUCUUCAACAACUUCAGAGCCAUUUCCACAGCAGUGGUGGAGAAUGGAGGCAUCGUCUCCCCUCAUCCUCUUGGUUUCUAAAGCUUCUCCAUCGACUUUUCACUGUUGGAUGUCAGUUAUGUAGCAUUUUCCCAACAAAUGUGUUUGUCAUUUUUUUUAAUUUAGACUAUUGCCAUUGUAGCCUCUUGACACAUCAGUGCUCUUCUAAUUUCCUUUCAGGCCAUGACCUCUUUUUCUAUUCUGACAGUGGCAGUGUCAUCACGAAGUAAAGUCCACAGUAGGUGCAUUCACACUGAAGUAGGAAGGUACUGAGGAGGUACUGGAGAGUUGAGCUUGGUGAAACGCGUUCAGAUAAAGCUUUUCUUUCAGCUGAAGCACAAAAGCAAAAAAUCAUAUUGGACAUAUCAAUCUGGUGAAAAUACGGUCUUCUGGCUAGAAAAAACCAAGACACUUCCUGACAUUUGAGUGCUGUCGCCAAAACAGGAAACAAACUUGAUACCUGAUGCCUCUCUACCCUGGUUUCACUCUGUUGUCAUGUGGGUAAAUAACAAAAAAAAUCAGAGAGCAGGUGCCAGUUUUCAGUGUCUCCUGGGUCCUGUGGACAGGUCUGCACACGUGUAGAGAAACUGAACUGUUAGAGAUUAUUGAAUGUUUCUGUAUGUGCUACAAUAAAAGUGAACUGGAAUGCCA
Synchiropus splendidus (mandarinfish) is the source of this 2699-nucleotide messenger RNA. It is a transcript of the gene acadvl, whose product is annotated as acyl-CoA dehydrogenase very long chain. Lineage: Eukaryota; Metazoa; Chordata; Actinopteri; Syngnathiformes; Callionymidae. The transcript has 21 exons. The record is from RefSeq and is a predicted model, not a curated record. Gene Ontology annotation, molecular function: very-long-chain fatty acyl-CoA dehydrogenase activity; fatty-acyl-CoA binding; flavin adenine dinucleotide binding. The coding region runs from base 123 to 2090 and encodes 655 amino acids.